Messenger RNA from Engraulis encrasicolus (European anchovy), 2022 nucleotides. It is a transcript of the gene lcp1, whose product is annotated as lymphocyte cytosolic protein 1 (L-plastin). Gene Ontology annotation, biological process: actin filament bundle assembly; actin filament network formation. Lineage: Eukaryota; Metazoa; Chordata; Actinopteri; Clupeiformes; Engraulidae. Gene Ontology annotation, molecular function: actin filament binding; calcium ion binding. Bases 126 to 2003 code for a protein of 625 amino acids. The record is from RefSeq and is a predicted model, not a curated record. The transcript is spliced from 17 exons. Gene Ontology annotation, cellular component: cytoplasm; actin filament; actin filament bundle.
CACACACACACUCACACCCGUGGGCCCCGCCGAAGGAAGAGCAGCUCCGACCGUCUGACUGACCUGACCCCCCCAGGCCCCCAGCAAGCAGCUCACCAGCAGCCCUGUACAGGACAGAAGACAAGAUGGCCGACCCUCAGCAGGUAUCCCCCGAGGAGAUGGAGGAGCUCAGAGAAGCAUUCAGCAAAGUUGAUGUGGACGGUAACGGCUUCAUCAGUACUCGUGAGCUGACGGAUCUCUUCAAGGCCGCGAACCUGCCGUUGCCUGGAUACCGCGUCCGAGAGAUCGUACAGGAGCUCACGCAGAAGAUGGACCAGAACAAGGACGGCAAGAUCACCUUCGAGGAGUUCACUAGUGUGGUCCAUGGCCUGAAGAGUGGGGAGGUUGCCAAGACGUUCCGCAAGGCCAUCAACAAGAAGGAGGGGCUCUGUGCUGUGGCCGGAACAUCGGAACAGUCCGGAACACAGCACUCAUACGCAGAGGAGGAGAAGGUGGCCUUUGUGAACUGGGUGAACAAGGCGCUGGAGAAAGAUCCCGACUGCCAACACGUGCUGCCAAUGGACCCCUCCACCAACGACCUCUUCACUGCCAUGGGGGACGGCAUAGUACUCUGUAAAAUGAUCAACCUGUCUGUGCCUGACACCAUCGAUGAGAGAACCAUCAACAAGAAGAAACUCACACCUUUUACUAUUCAGGAAAAUCUGAACCUGGCUCUGAAUUCGGCGUCUGCCAUUGGCUGCCACGUGGUGAACAUCGGAGCAGAGGACCUGAAGGAAGGCAGGCAACAUCUGGUGCUGGGUCUCCUGUGGCAGGUCAUCAAGAUCGGCCUCUUCGCAGACAUCGAAAUCAGCCGCAACGAAGCCCUGAUUGCUCUCCUGAGGGACGGUGAGUCUCUAGAGGACCUCAUGAAGCUCUCCCCCGAGGAGCUGCUGCUGCGCUGGGCCAACUACCACCUGGAGGAGGCCGGCUGCCCCAAGAUCAACAACUUCAGCUCGGACAUCAAGGACUCCAAGGCCUAUUACAACAUCCUGAACCAGGUGGCGCCCAAAGGAGACGAGGAGGGAAUACCGCCCAUAGCCAUCGACCUGAGCGGCCUACGGGAGAAGGAUGACCUGUGCAGAGCCGAGUGUAUGUUGGAGCAGGCCGACCGGCUGGGAUGUCGUCAGUUCGUCACGGCGACCGACGUUGUCCGCGGCAACCCCAAGCUCAACAUGGCGUACGUGGCCAACCUCUUCAACAAAUACCCCGCCCUCAAGAAACCGGAGAACCAAGACAUCGACUGGAGCUCCAUAGAGGGUGAGACGAGAGAGGAGCGCACCUUCAGAAACUGGAUGAACUCACUGGGAGUCAACCCACGAGUCAACCACCUCUACCUGGAUCUGUCCGAUGCGCUGGUCAUCUUCCAGCUGUAUGAGAAGAUCAAGGUGCCAGUCAACUGGGACAAAGUCAACAAGCCGCCCUACCCCAAACUGGGGAGCAAUAUGAAGAAGCUUGAGAACUGUAAUUAUGCGGUGGAGCUUGGCAAGAAGGAAGCCAAGUUCUCUCUGGUGGGCAUCGCGGGUCAAGACCUGAACGAAGGGAACAAGACACUCACACUGGCCCUGCUGUGGCAACUCAUGAGGAGGUACACUCUGAACAUCUUGGAGGACCUGGGUGACGGCCAGAAGGUGAUCGACGAGACCAUCGUCUCCUGGACCAACAGCACCCUGCAGGAGGCCGGCAAGGGGACCAUCUCAGGAUUCAAGGAUGGCUCUAUCUCCACCAGUAUGCCUGUCUUGGACCUGAUCGAUGCCAUCCAAAGCGGCUCCAUUCGUUAUGACCUGCUGAAGACUGAGGACCUCACUGAUGAGGAGAAGCUCAACAACGCAAAGUAUGCGAUCUCCAUGGCGCGUAAGAUCGGGGCGCGUGUGUAUGCGCUACCUGAGGACCUCGUGGAGGUGAAACCCAAAAUGGUGAUGACCGUCUUCGCCUGCCUGAUGGCCCGUGGCAUGCGGCACCGCUAAACACACACACACACACACA